Messenger RNA from Euleptes europaea (tarantolino), 951 nucleotides. It is a transcript of the gene STX17, whose product is annotated as syntaxin 17. Gene Ontology annotation, molecular function: SNAP receptor activity; SNARE binding. The transcript is spliced from 7 exons. Gene Ontology annotation, biological process: intracellular protein transport; vesicle fusion; exocytosis. The coding region runs from base 37 to 951 and encodes 304 amino acids. Lineage: Eukaryota; Metazoa; Chordata; Lepidosauria; Squamata; Sphaerodactylidae. The record is from RefSeq and is a predicted model, not a curated record. Gene Ontology annotation, cellular component: SNARE complex; autophagosome membrane; plasma membrane.
AAUUGGUAGCCUUGCCUUGACUUGAAAAGCUUGAAGAUGUCUGAAGAGGAAGAAAAGCUGAAUCUUCGUCGCCUUGAGCCCGCUAUCCAGAAAUUUAUUAAAGUUGCUAUUCCAACAGAUCUGGAGAGGCUACGGAAGCACCAAAUAAAUAUUGAGAAGUACCAGAGGUGCAGUCUGUGGGACCGGUUGCAUGAAGAGCACAUCAAUGCCGGGCGCACGGUGCAGCAACUGCGAGCAAAUAUCAGAGAGAUGGAGAAACUUUGCUUGCGGGUCCGGAAGGAAGACCUGCCGGCUCUGCAGAGAUUGAUUAGCCCGGUGAAAGAGGAGGCCUUAUCUGCCAUAGAGGAAUUUCUGCGCCUCCAUUUGGAGUCUGCCGAAGAACUUAAAAGACAGUUGAAUGAACGACAGGCGUCGCCUCAAACACCACUGACCAGGUCGACAACUGUUGGAGAAGAAACAUUUCACGACCCCGAAACGGAAGGCACCUCUCAGAGUUUUAGCCAGCUGUUUUCUCCGCUCCCUGAAAUCCCCCAGGAUCAAAAUGCAGCUGAAUCGUGGGAAUCUUUGGAAGAGGACUUGAUUGAACUGAGCAAUCUCGUGACUGACUUCUCUGUGCUAGUUAAUUCCCAGCAGGAGAAAGUCGACAGGAUCGAAGACCACGUCAACACUGCCGCUGCAAACGUUGAGGAGGGAAACAGAAGCCUGGGAAAGGCUGCUAAGUACAAGCUGGCUGCUUUGCCUGUGGCGGGGGCGAUCAUUGGGGGCAUCGUGGGGGGCCCGAUUGGACUCCUCGCUGGUUUCAAGGUGGCAGGGAUCGCAGCCGCCCUUGGUGGGGGCGUGUUGGGCUUCACCGGUGGGAAACUGAUUCAAAGGAAGCGGCAAAAGAGGAUCGAGGACAUCUCGUGCAGCUGCCCCGACCUUCCCAGACAGGGUGACGGGCCCUCCACCUGA